CACUUAUUUUGGGAUAGAGAGAGUAAAUAAAUCUCCAUCGAUUGUUAGCCUUUCCAUGUAUAUCAAGUGACUGAACCAUAAAAACAAUAUACUUAUCCAACUUGCACCUAAUCUCUUCUACCUUUUUUUUCUCAUUAUUGUCAUUUUAGUUCACCGAGUAAGAUGGCUGUAUCAUCUUUUCCACCUAUGAAUCUUGAACUGCCAUCAAAACCAGUUCAAGAAUUGAUCAAAUCUACUGUCAAAGAAGUCCCAGAAAGAUACAGAGUCCAACUUCCAAACAAUUCAGAUGAUAAUCACUCUGAUAUUGAAUAUAUGGACAGUCCAAUAAUUGAUCUUAGCCUACUCUCAGCUGGAUCAUCAAGCCAACACGAACAAGAACUGCGAAAACUUCGAUCCGUUCUUAAUUCCUGGGGUUGCUUACAGCUUAUUAAUCAUGGGUUAUCGAGUUCGUUACUUGAUCAAAUCCGUGAAGUCGGUAAGGAAUUCUUUGCUCUGCCAUUAGAAGAUAAACAGAAGCAUAGCAGAACAUUGGAUUGGUUUGAAGGUUAUGGAGGUGAUACAGCUUGUGAGGGUCAGAGUUAUAAUUGGAAUGAUAGAUUGCAUCUCAAAGUUUACCCACUUGAACACCGGAAUUUUAAGCUUUGGCCUGAAUAUUUACCAGGUUUCAGGGAAACAUUGGAAGAGUACGCCAUGGAAGUGAGGAGAGUAAUGAAAACCAUUUUAAUAGAGAUUGCAAAAUCACUUGAGUUGGACGAAUACAGCUUUCUGAGAGAGUGUGGAGGAGUGGAAGCUAUAAACAUGUUCACAAGAUUCAACUAUUAUCCGCCAUGUUCAAAACCAGAACAAGUUAUAGGCCUUAAACCACAUUCUGAUGGUACAUCAGUUACCAUUCUUCUGCAAGACAAACAAGUUGAAGGUUUACAGGUUCAAAAAGAUGGCCAAUGGUUUAAAGUUCCGAUUGUUCCGAACGCUCUUUUUAUCAAUAUUGGUGACCAGUUGGAGAUUAUGAGCAAUGGCAUAUUAAAGAGUGCAGUGCACAAGGUAGAGAUAGAUAAGGAGAAAGAAAGGAUUUCUUUGGCUACGGUAUGUUCUCCACCCUUCGACAAAGAAAUAGGACCAUUAAGUGAGCUAGUUGGUGAGGAAAGACCGCAACUAUACAAGAAGAUCAAGAACUAUGUUAGUGUUUUCUUCCAAUAUUAUUCAAGGGGAGAAAGAGCCAUCAAUUCAAUGAAAAUCUGAACUUCUGGCUGUAAUACUUUAAGUUGUAGGUUGUUUUAUAAGGGCAUUUCAGAAAAAAAACCUAUCUAAAAUGAGUUAAAACUAGUGAAUAGAUCACGAUAAGGCUGUGUACAAUCAAAUGUCUAUGGUUGUUCACUUGUUCUUGAUGUACUUUAAUUAGCUUCUGAAGGAACCUUGCUUUCUGUUGUCAUCUUUUGUACAUACUUAUGGGCAGUCUCAUGAAGUCCCUCAGCUUAAUGUAAUGUAAACUUAUAGUAAGAAGAGUGACAAAAGUUGAUGAUUAUCA
This is a messenger RNA of Chenopodium quinoa (quinoa), 1525 nucleotides long. RefSeq names its product protein SRG1-like. Lineage: Eukaryota; Viridiplantae; Streptophyta; Magnoliopsida; Caryophyllales; Amaranthaceae. The record is from RefSeq and is a predicted model, not a curated record. The coding region runs from base 163 to 1239 and encodes 358 amino acids. The transcript is spliced from 4 exons.